AGCGGGGGCCCCAGCUGGCUUCCCAUCCAGGGGGAGACCUCAAGGGCCCCGGUGCCCACGCGGUGGUCCCUCGCCUGGAUGAUGCGUCCCCCGCAACCAGGCUGCCCAAGCCUCUUGCUGAAUGGCUCUGCUUCGUCUCCCCUGUUUCUGGGUGA
Molecule: messenger RNA, 155 nt
Organism: Rangifer tarandus platyrhynchus (Svalbard reindeer)
Lineage: Eukaryota; Metazoa; Chordata; Mammalia; Artiodactyla; Cervidae
Source: the annotation of a GenBank genome assembly